Scheffersomyces amazonensis is the source of this 1257-nucleotide messenger RNA. RefSeq names its product Wor4p (gene WOR4). NCBI's taxonomy places the organism in Eukaryota, Fungi, Ascomycota, Pichiomycetes, Serinales, Debaryomycetaceae. The coding region runs from base 1 to 1257 and encodes 418 amino acids. Gene Ontology annotation, biological process: regulation of DNA-templated transcription. The record is from RefSeq and is a predicted model, not a curated record. The transcript has a single exon.
AUGCCCGUUGACGAUAUAGCAGAAUCUUCUGGUCAUAAACAUGAAGAGACCGAGAAUAUCAUAGAAAAUAAUAUAGAUGAUAACUUAGAUCCUAAAAAACAUCUUAGUAGUAGUGAGAUGAUGGACGAUGAAAGAAGUUAUAAAAAUGUAUCUAUAAACCUGAUAUUAAAUAUUCAUGGUAGAAAUGCUGUAGCUGCUACAUCAGAUGGUCAAGGUGGAGCUAGAUUACCUUCUAUAGGUUCCACGAUUAAUUCCACAAAACCACCACAAGCAAAUUUGCAAUCAAGUUCCUACCCCCAAUAUUACAAUAAUCGAGUUAUUUCAAAUAUUGAUUCUAGGAUUACAACAUCAGGCCCAUAUUAUGAUCAGCAUAUUCAAACUUCUAAAUCACAUCCUCCUUCAAAUUAUAAUUCGAGUGUUUAUCAAAAGGCAAAUAUGCCUAAUAUGAUCUCUUCCAAUCCACAAGUAUCACCAACCUAUUCACAAAAUAUACUACAAGUAAGUUAUCCUCAAGUAAACCAAUACGGUCAGCCUACGUCAAAUUUAAAUUCUCAAGUAGUACAAACUGGAGCUCCAAUUAAUAUUCCAUAUCAUGCGUUACAAGCUCAAACUCAUCUGGCUCUGGAUUUAGACCCUCUUCAUGAAAAUAAAAGAGGUAGAAGAUUCCGUAGGCGGUAUAAUCAAAUUGUUAGGAAAUACAGUUGUUCGUUUCCUGGAUGUGUGAAAAGUUAUGGAUCAUUAAACCAUUUAAAUACGCAUAUAGUUACAAAGAAGCAUGGACAUCGAAAAUCCAAAGCGGAUUUUCAACAUAAUCAUCUUCUCCAUGAUGAUCCAUCCAAGUCACAUUAUCAGGAUGGACUUCAAAGUCAAACCACUCAUUCAGAGUAUACAUCAGGAAAUUAUUGGUACGGAUUCCCUGUUCAAGCAAGAAAUUCAGCCAACCAAUCAAUUGGUCUUUCUGAGCAUCCUUCAAUAAUGACUACAGUACCUCAACCACAAGUACAGCCUCCUCAACCUCCUCCAGGCUAUAUGUAUUAUGCUCCUAGCUAUUCUACACAACAAGUCCAACAAUCUUCAGUACAACAACAAAGGCUACCAAUAAGUUGGCAGCAACAACAACAACAGCAACAAGGGUAUCCAGCUUAUGCACAACAAUCGCAGUAUACAGGCUUAACUGCUUCUGAUCAAAUACAAGUUCAACAGCCGCAUACAGAUCAAAGUCAGGGCAAAUCUAUGGGAGGACUGUCUCAUCCCUAG